GGCCCAAAGUGGGUUGUUUUUUCUCAAAAUUUCUAGAACUCUCGCAUCCACUUCUCUCUCUUCAUUCUCUUUCUCCCUUCUCUAUAAAGUCCACGGCACAAAGCCAUGGCGAAAAAUAUUUCCCUUUGGGGAUUCUGAGAGAAGUUAUGGUCUUGGGCUUGUGUGUUUUUACUCAAACCAUACUAUUCCUCUUGGCUGUUUACAUCCAUGGAAGCAGAUAGGCAGAAGCUCUGUGACAAUCUUGUUAGUUCUAAAUUUUUUCUUUCUGGGUUCUAUUGCUGGGGCUGGGAAUUCUUGACUGCUCUCUUGCUCUUUAGUUGCUCCGCCUAAUCAAAUCCAAUCUCCCAAAUAAUCUUUCUUUCUUCCCUUUUCUUUACUCUGCAUAGGCAUAUAAAUUUUUCUUUUUACUCUUCUGGUUUAGCUAUUUGUUUCUGUUUUUGGGUGGGUUGGUGAGGGGUAAAUCGGGAACAAAUGGCGCAGCGGUCAGUUCCGGCGCCUUUUUUGACGAAAACUUAUCAGUUGGUUGAUGAUCCGAGCACUGAUGAUGUGAUUUCCUGGAAUGAAACUGGAAACACUUUUGUAGUCUGGAAAACUGCAGAUUUUGCUAAGGAUUUGCUUCCUAAUUGCUUCAAGCACAACAACUUCUCUAGCUUUGUUCGCCAACUGAAUACCUAUGGCUUUCGAAAGAUCGUGCCCGACAAAUGGGAAUUCGCCAACGAGAAUUUUCGUCGAGGGCACAAGGAGCUCCUCGCUGAAAUCCGUCGCCGGAAAACGGUAACUCCCACUCCCACUCCAACACAGACUCCGGCUGCUUGUAAGUCCGGAGGAGGAGGAUUAGCCACCUCGCCUUCAAACUCUGGCGAGGAUCUAGGGUCCACUUCCACGUCCUCUCCGGAUUCAAAGAAUCCAGGAUCAGUGGAGACUGCAGCGACGAUGACAACGCAAUUUGCGGAGUUAUCAGGAGAAAACGAGAAACUGAAAAAGGAUAAUGAGUUGCUAAGCUCGGAGCUAGCGCAAGCUAAGAAACAGUGCGACGAGUUGAUUGCUUUCUUGACCGAGUAUGUGAAGGUGGGGCCUGAUCAGAUCAAUCGCAUCAUGCGGCAAGGAAGCUACUGCGGAUCCACACUUGAUGGAAUAAUGAGUGCGGCCGCUGGUGUUGAUGAUCACGAUGUUGACGCAGGAAAUGUGGAAAACGAUGACGGUGAGGAUUGUGGUGGAACCAGCGAGAGUUUCAAAUUGUUUGGGGUUUUGCUAAAAGGAAAUACCAAAAAGCGGGGUCGCGGUGAGAAUCUCGGAUUCGCCGGGCCCCAUGCAAAGGAAAUCAAGAUCUGCAACUGAAAAACUAGGAAGGGCGUGCAACGACGCAUGAUAAGCUUCAUGCGGUUGCAUACACCUGAUCUGAAAGUAGAAAGAAAAAUAAAAAGAAGUCUGUAAUGGUUUGUCUGCAUCUGUAAUUCAGAAUUCAGUAGUUUGUGUUAGGGAAAUAAUAAAGAAUGCAAAACUUAGCGUGUUGUGGGUGUGGUCAGGGGUGAAGAUCAAAGGCAAAUUAGGUCAUUAUCCCCCUUUUCUUCUUCUUCAAGUAUAACAUAACUUUUAUUUUCUUAUAGUGUAAAAGUUUCAAUUUAGAGAUAUUUUGGUCAA
Molecule: messenger RNA, 1641 nt
Organism: Manihot esculenta (cassava)
Lineage: Eukaryota; Viridiplantae; Streptophyta; Magnoliopsida; Malpighiales; Euphorbiaceae
Product: heat shock factor protein HSF24
Exons: 2
Coding region: 472-1338 (288 amino acids)
Biological process (GO): regulation of transcription by RNA polymerase II
Cellular component (GO): nucleus
Molecular function (GO): DNA-binding transcription factor activity; RNA polymerase II cis-regulatory region sequence-specific DNA binding
Source: RefSeq, a predicted model, not a curated record